AUGUUUCGUUGUAGAGAUAGAGAGAGAAGAGACUUGACUUGUAGUCUUUUUUUUCCUUUCAUUUUGCUCUAUGAGAAUACUCAGUUAUGGCUAGAUAUUUUAGAAUGUAAAGUGACGGUGAAUUGUGUGCGUAGUCUUCAGUCGAUCGUCAAGAAUGACACAUCGUUUAAACAAAGAAUUAAAUAA
Messenger RNA from Clunio marinus, 186 nucleotides. The record is from the annotation of a GenBank genome assembly. Lineage: Eukaryota; Metazoa; Arthropoda; Insecta; Diptera; Chironomidae.